Amaranthus tricolor (Joseph's coat) is the source of this 2240-nucleotide messenger RNA. Its product is annotated as protein NRT1/ PTR FAMILY 6.3-like. Gene Ontology annotation, cellular component: membrane. Gene Ontology annotation, molecular function: nitrate transmembrane transporter activity. The record is from RefSeq and is a predicted model, not a curated record. NCBI's taxonomy places the organism in Eukaryota, Viridiplantae, Streptophyta, Magnoliopsida, Caryophyllales, Amaranthaceae. The transcript has 5 exons. Gene Ontology annotation, biological process: oligopeptide transport; transmembrane transport; response to nitrate. The coding region runs from base 131 to 1912 and encodes 593 amino acids.
AUACAUCAUUCUACAACCUUUUCUCUUUGCUCUUUUACACUUUACUCUUAUUUUUGCUUACAUUUGCAAAACACAUCUCAUAACAGAACAAAACUAGUUCUGUACCAAAUUCAAUAAUAAUAUAUAAAAAAUGGCUCUUCCUGUAACGGAUGAUUUUGGAAAAACUCUCAGUGAUGCCUGGGAUUACAAAGGCCUUCCAGCCAAUCGCUCUAAAACGGGCGGUUGGAUCAGCUCCGCCAUGAUUUUAGGUGUUGAGACAUGUGAAAGGUUGAUAACUCUAGGGAUUGCCUUCAACUUGGUAACUUAUUUAACUGGAGUUAUGCAUUUAGGAAGUGCUACUUCAGCUAAUACAGUCACUAACUUCCUUGGUACUUCCUUCAUGCUCUGCCUCCUUGGUGGUUUCAUUGCUGAUACUUUUCUUGGCCGGUACUUGACAAUUGCUAUAUUCGCCACAGUUCAAGCACUGGGUGUGACAAUUUUAACAAUAUCAACGGCAAUUCCAAAUCUACGACCACCACCAUGUGCACAAGACUCAAAAACAUGUGUCCAAGCCAAUGGGACACAACUCGGAGUAUUACAACUAGCACUCUACUUGACCGCCUUAGGAACAGGCGGUCUAAAAUCAAGUGUGUCAGGUUUCGGAUCAGAUCAAUUUGAUGAUAAGGAUAAAGACGAGAGAACAAUGAUGACAACCUUUUUCAAUUGGUUCUAUUUCAUUGUGAGCUUAGGAUCAUUACUUGCCGUCACAGUUUUGGUGUACAUAGAAGACAAUUUGGGAAGGCAAUGGGGUUAUGGUGUAUGUGCUUGUGCAGUUGUGGUUUGUUUGAUUGUGUUCCUUUUUGGAACUAAACGGUACCGUUUUAAGAAGUUAGCGGGUAGCCCACUUAGCCAAAUUGCAGCAGUUUUUGUAGCCGCAUUGAAAAAGAGAAAGAUGGAACUGCCUGCUGAUCCUUCACAACUUUUUAACGUUGAUGAAAUUUGGGAAACUAGUGUUAAGAAGAAGCAAAAGCUCCCUCAUAGCAAGCAAUUUAGGUUCUUAGACAAAGCAGCCAUAAAGACAAAUGAAAUGGGUGAAGACUUAAAAUCCGUAAGCAAAUGGGACUUAGCAACACUAACAGACGUAGAAGAGGUAAAAAUGAUACUAAGAAUGCUCCCAAUUUGGGCCACAACCAUAGAAUUUUGGACCAUACAUGCCCAAAUGACAACAUUUUCUGUCGCACAAGCCGAAACCAUGGAUCGUCACAUAGGCUCCAAAUUCCAAAUCCCCCCAGCCUCAAUGACCGCAUUUCUUAUAGCAAGUAUUCUAAUCACGGUCCCAAUCUACGACCGUCUGGUCGCCCCAUUAGCCGCCCGUCUCUUCAAAAACCCACAAGGCUUAACACCCCUACGACGAGUCGGUGUAGGCCUCUUCUUUGCCACCAUUGCAAUGGUUGUAGCCGCACUCACUGAAAUCAAACGAUUGCGCGUUGCAGAGUCUAAUCACUUGAUUAACGACAAAUUCACCGUUUUACCAAUAAGCGUUUUUUGGUUAAUACCACAGUUUAUACUAACAGGUGCAGGCGAAGCUAUGAUUUAUGCAGGGCAAUUAGAUUUUUUCCUAAGGGAAUGUCCUAAAGGAAUGAAGACUAUGAGUACGGGGUUGUUUCUGAGUACACUUUCAAUUGGGUUUUUCUUUAGUACACUUGUUGUAUCAAUUGUUAACUCAUUAACUGCACACUCAUAUCCUUGGUUAGCUGAUAACUUAAACCAAGGAAGGCUUUACAACUUUUAUUGGCUUUUGGCUAUUAUAAGUGUUGUAAACUUUGUCGCGUUCGUAUGCUGUGCUAAGUGGUAUGUUUACAAGGAGAAAUGGUUGGCGGCCGAGGGAUUUGAAAUUGAAAUGGAUGAAACACGAGGACCAGCUUGUCAUUGAAACUGAAAUAUUGGUACAGUUUAAGUCUUUAGAUCGUUUUGUUGAUCUUAUGUAUGUGUUUUUUCUUUUUUUUUUUUUUGAAAAUGUUAAUAUCUUUAAAGAGGAAGGAUAAAUCUCAAGAAAGAUGAAGAUAUGAUUGUGUAAGAUAAGGUAUCAUCAUCAUCGGCCGCCCAUGAUGUAACAUAAGUAUAGGAUGGCUAAUUUUGUCCAUGGCCAAAUCGUAUUGGCCAUAACAGCUCGUAAGAGCGGCUUGAAUAAAGGGCUUUUUUGUAUCAUACACAAUGUAUUUCAAUAUAUAUUUAUAUACAAAGAAAAAUUUUCAGCACCA